ACCAGCCGAGGAAUUUUUCCAGCUUUAGUUUGUGAUCUGAAGCGGAGUCACCAGCAGUCCAACCGCAACAAUGGCACGACAGGGGUACCAUGUUUGGGGAUUUUUUUUCGUGAUUUUUUCCGUGUGUAUUUUGGGCAGUCACACGUCUCAGGCCCAGACUACGGUUUCCUCUACUCUUUGCAAUGAAACCUCAAGUAUAGCGGUGGAUCUGGAUAAGUUCUCUGGUAUUUGGUGGGAGGUUGCCCGUCAGCCCUCCACCUCCUACUUUUGCACGGAGGUGAACAUCACAGUACUCCCCAACGCCACUCAGGAUAAUGUACUGAUCCACACAGCCUACGCGGUGUCUCCAGACUAUCCCUGGGUCAAUCAAACCAUGAACGCCACGAUUACAGUGCUCAAUAACACCGAAGUUCAUGAUGGCUACAACUUCACUUACUGGAACCCUCCCAACUACAACCCGUAUACAGUGUUCAAAGUCCUUUACACCGAUUACAUCAACGUGACCUUCGUUUGCGGCUAUACAAAUCAGACUGAUAGCUCGACAUCCUUUGGAAUUAUUCUCACUCGGGAUCGCACACCCACCACGGAUAACAUUGAUCAAAUGGAAAGCUUGGCGUCAACCUAUAGCCCUAAUUUCCUUAAUGGUACAAUGUCUCUGAUAACUCAGGGCGAAACAUGCUAUGCUGCCGGAGCGAACUCUUCCGCAAUUAUCUCUACGCUGCUGAUUGCCUUGACCUUGUUCUUUGGUUUUAUCGGAAUUUAAUAUUAUUCUUGUUUCCAUUUAAAAAAUAAAAUCUGUCAAUAAAUUGUAAUAAAUAUAAUAUACAAUAUACAAAAUAUACAAUAUACAAAGUUUAAACAACAA
Molecule: messenger RNA, 865 nt
Organism: Drosophila ananassae
Lineage: Eukaryota; Metazoa; Arthropoda; Insecta; Diptera; Drosophilidae
Exons: 3
Coding region: 71-763 (230 amino acids)
Source: RefSeq, a predicted model, not a curated record